This is a messenger RNA of Lethenteron reissneri (Far Eastern brook lamprey), 2715 nucleotides long. It is a transcript of the gene MDH2, whose product is annotated as malate dehydrogenase 2. NCBI's taxonomy places the organism in Eukaryota, Metazoa, Chordata, Hyperoartia, Petromyzontiformes, Petromyzontidae. The record is from RefSeq and is a predicted model, not a curated record. Gene Ontology annotation, molecular function: L-malate dehydrogenase (NAD+) activity. Gene Ontology annotation, cellular component: cytoplasm; mitochondrion. Gene Ontology annotation, biological process: tricarboxylic acid cycle; malate metabolic process.
UGUACGUGAGUGGUUAUGUGAGUGAGUGUGUGAGUGGUUGUGUGUGUGUGGUUGUGUAAGUGUGUGUGUAGUUGUGUGUGUGGUUGUGUGUAUGUGUAUUAGUGUGUGUGUGAGUGGUUGUGUGUGUGAUUGGCUGUGUGUGUAGUUGUAUGUGUAGUAGUGUGUGUGUGAGUGGCUGUGUGUAUAGUAGUGUGUGUGUAGUAGUGUGUGUAUGUGUAGUAGUGUGUGAGUGGCUGUGUGUGAGUGGGGGUGUGGCCUGACACGUGAUGCCAGCGGAAAGGCAUGUGUGUGUGUGUAGUAGUGUGUGUGUGUGUGCGGUUCGUGUGCACCCUGCAGGCUGAGCCAGUGCCACGACUCUGCCGCGGUGGGCACGCGUCUCAGAGCUCUCAGCCCUCUCAGCUCCCUCCCUCUCAGCUCUCUCCCCCUGAGCCCCCUGAGCCGUACCUCUCGAGCCGGGGACCCCCUUGAGGCACAGGACAUGUCGCGAGUGGCGCUCCGCGUGGUGGGUCGACGCCUGACGGGGGCCGUGCCCAGACGAGGAAUGAGCGCAGCGGCCCAGCACGGGAUGAAGGUGGCGGUGCUGGGGGCGGCGGGGGGCAUCGGGCAGCCGCUGUCACUGCUGCUCAAGAUUAACGAGCGCGUGUCGCGCCUUGCGCUCUACGACAUCGCUCGUGCGCACGGUGUCGCCGUCGACCUGGGCCACAUCAACUCGCACGCCUCCAUCUCCGCGCACCAGGGCGCUAGUCAGCUGAGCGAGGCGCUGGACGGGAGCCACCUCGUCGUGGUCCCUGCGGGGGUGCCCCGGAAACCAGGGAUGACGCGUGAGGACCUCUUCACCAUGAACGCUCACAUCGUGGCCGAGCUGGCGGAGGCGUGCGCCAUCACGUGCCCCCAAGCGCUGCUCUGCAUCAUCUCCAACCUGGUGAACUCCAUGGUGCCCAUCGCAUCGGAGAUCUUCAAGAAGCACGGCGUCUACGACCCCAAGCGGAUCUUCGGGGUCACCACCCUGGACGUGGUCCGGGCCAGCGUGUUCUUGGCCGAUCUCAAGGGACUGGACCGGUCGGCGGUGGAGGUCCCCGUGGUCGGAGGUCACGCAGGAAAGACAAUCAUCCCCCUCCUGUCCCAGAGCUUGCCCAAGGUGGAUCUCGGUCAGGAUCAGAUCGAGAUGCUGACCUCGCGCCUGCAGGAGGCCGGCACGGAGGUCGUGAAGGCCAAGGUCGGGGAAGGCUCGGCGACGCUGUCCAUGGCGCACGCGGGCGCCCGCUUUGUGUCGUCGCUGCUGGAGGCGAGCGACGGGCGCAAGGGCCUCGUGGAGUGCGCCUUCGUGCGCUCCGAGGAGACGGAGGCGGCGUACCUGUCCACGCCGCUCCUGCUCGGGAAGCGCGGCGUCGAGAGGAGCAUGGGCCUGGGGCCGCUGUCGAGCUACGAGGAGAAGCUGCUGCUCGCUGCCGUGCCCGAGCUCAAGGCGGCGAUACGCGACGGCGAGGAGUUCGCGCGCAACUUCAAGUAGCGUCGCCACGAUGACCGCGGCGUCGUCACGGCAAACGACGUCGCUCCGGCCUCAUCGUCGCUCCGGCCGCAUCAUCGCUCCAGUCAGCCGCAUCGUCGCUCCAGCGGCACCAUCGCUCCAGUCAGCCGCAUCGUCGCUCCAGCGGCACCAUCGCUCCUCUCCUUCGGACGACGGCCGAAAGCCGGGUGGCCGUAGAAAUCCAAGGAAGUGCCGAUAUUCACUUUACAAACAGAGCAGCAGCAGCCCGUGAGAGAGUUUGGAUCGGUAGCGAUUAUAUCCGUUCAACGGUAACAAAGAUGUUUACGCGUUUUGGUUUCAAAGCCCAUGGCUCUCGUUAAUUCUAAUGAACCAUGGGAAGCGGAGGGGGGGGUGCAGGUGCUGUUGUUCCGUCGCUAGCUGUGAUUGGUGACCCUUUGGGCAGUUCCACAAUUCUGGACGUACGUUUCAGACUAAUUUCGCUUGGGGGCAAUCCUUAGUACAAUUAUGAAGUGGCCUUUUUUACAGGGGACGGUAGGAACUAAUUCUCACGACAUACGGCAGGGCCCGGGCGUACUCGGGACGACCUUUCUCAUCCCACGCUGGGAACGGUGGUGGUGCUGGUGGUGGUGCCUGCAGUUUGUUGAUGCGUCAGACCAUCGACGACUCUCCCCGUAAACAAGCCACGCGGCCCGCGGGCACGAACACGGGCCACAGGGUGGCUGGCAGCAGUGCAGGGGGUGACGCUCGCACGCCGACUGGCAGCAAGAAGGACCUGGGUUCGGUUCGUGACACGGGCACCUUUCUCUCUGGAGUUUGUAUGUUCUGCCCCUGUCCUACGUGGGGUGUUUCUCUCGAUUCUUCGUUUUCUGCCCAGAGUAAAAAAACAACCCCAUACAAUGUAACUGGUUUUUGGCUAAACAUCCCCAAUGGUUAAAAAAAUUCAAUGUGCACUGCAAAUCACUCACUGGGAUCCCACACAGCAGCAGUAGCAACAUUGCCCCCCGACUGUAAAAACUUAACAGGAUGAACUUAAAAAAAUCAAGAGACUCAGCGAGGCUUUCCUUGAUAAAACAGGCAGAAUAAUAAUGACUUAAAAAUGAUGCCCCACGUGUUAGAAUGCGGAUCAAUCUGGAAGUUUGACACUGUGGUUGCCUACUUUGUGGAACUGCCCAAUUAUUAAUGUGAAGCCAUCUGGCAAUAAUUUAAAGUGCCAUACUUAGAUGUGG